CUCGAGUCCAUGUCUAUCGCUGGUUGGACAAUGCUGUCGCGCGGGAAAAGGGAAAGCAUCUGCAGACCUUGCCCGAAGUGAAAACGAAAAGCGACUGGACAAAGAAGAUACAUCCCGGAGUGUCGUCGUUUGCCGAUAAACCGGAAGAAGUCGGUCCUGAACAUUUGGCAGAACUCCUCGAACACGCGAAACAGAUCGUCCCCGAUGAUGCCGUGAAGGAUACCCCCAUCUUUCUACUCGCGACUGCAGGAAUGCGACUGCUUCCUGACGUACAGCGCAACCUCCUACUCGAACAGAUCUGCUCCUAUGUCGGCUCGAACUCGGAUUUUCUGCUUCCCGACUGCGGAGUCCAUAUUCAAGUCAUUCCGGGUGUCACCGAGGGCUUGUACGGAUGGGUCGCCACAAACUAUCUGCUGGGAAGUUUCGAUUCCCCAGGCACGCACGAUCACGGCAAGGGACACCAUACGUACGGCUUCCUGGACAUGGGUGGUGCGUCUGCGCAGAUCGCGUUUGCUCCAAAUGCGACUGAAAGCGAGAAGCAUGCGAAUGAUUUGACUCUCUUACGGCUGCGCAAUGUCGAUGGAUCGACCCAGGAACACAGGGUCUUUGUCACCUCGUGGCUCGAAUUCGGCGUCCACGAGGCGCGGAGACGCUAUCUGGAGUCAUUGCAAGCGGCCAGCGCUAUUGGAGACGUCAAGGAGCUUCCUGACCCGUGUCUGCCGUCUGGGUUACGCACCACGAUCGAUGGCAAGCUUCUCGCGGCGGAUGACAUUGACGGAAUGCAUUUGCUGGGAACUGGCAAGUUCGAUGAGUGUCUGCGACAAACAUACCCGUUAUUAGACAAAGACGCGCCUUGCCCCGAUCAACCCUGUCUUCUGCACGGGAUGCAUGUUCCGGCCAUCGACUUCGAUGUCAACCAUUUUGUCGGCAUCAGCGAGUAUUGGCAUACGACUCACGAGGCGUUCGAAAUGGGUCACAAGGACAAAGCCUACGACUUUGCCACUUACCAGGAGCGUGUGCGAUCAUUCUGUUCGCAAGACUGGGUGACCGUGGAAAGCGGUCUCGAAGCCCACCAAUGGGGAAAGAAGUUCGAUCGGGAGUCGGCCUCGGAGAUUUGCUUCAAGGCUUCCUGGAUCAUGAACGUGUUGCAUGAUGGUAUCGGGAUUCCGCGCGUGGGACUAGAGGACAUUGCAGGUUCGGGUCACAACGGAACCAAGGAAGUGCUGUCCCACGGCCAAAGCAAAGGCUACUUGGACUCCUUCCAGGCCGUGAACAAGAUCGACUCUACCGAGGUCAGUUGGACCCUGGGCAAGAUGGUCCUCUAUGCCUCGUCUCAGGUUCCCUUGGAAACAGAAGAAGCACUUCCUGUCGGCUUUGGCAGCAAUGUUGCCGGCGUUCCUAGCGAUUUCCAGUACCCCAGCGUGGAGUUGCUGCCCAGUCCCGAAGGCAUCCAUGGCACAACGUGGCAUGAUGCGCUGCUCGAAGGGAGCUCGUCCCGCAGAGCCCCGGGCUUCGUCUUGUUUCUUCUCAUCGUGAUAUUGGUGGCCUUCUUCCUUUGUGGACGAAGCCGUCGUCUGAAAGUCUACCACAAGAUCAAGAACGUCUUUGGUUGGGGUGGUCCGUCUCAUCCAAAUUACCCCAAGCGGAGGAGGAUGUUUGGUGGCAAGAUCCCGUUCUUUGGUCCUCGAAGCCCUACAUAUGAGCGCGUUCUUGAGGAAGGCGCUCAGGAAUUCGAUCUCGGUGCGAGCGGAUCCAGCCGCAGCUCAUUUGAUGGGGGGCGUCCGUCUGAAGCCGAUGCCGCCAGGUUUACGGCCCCCAAGCGGGCCUCCAGCUGGGGCAGUGGUAAUACAACACCCACCUUCAAAUAUGCAUUGGACAAUUCCUCAUCCGGGACGGUUGGGCUCGGAAUAUCGGCUGGGUCAGGAGCCAACGCGAUGGAUCGACAUGGGCUGGUCGUGAGGACCGAGAGCAGGGAUCAUCUGGCACCUCUGGCAUUGGGACCGACAACCAAUGGACGCCGCUCUCGCGCAGGCAGUCCGUCGAGAUCCCAUCCCAAGUCACCACUUAUGACCCCUCUAGCAGACGACUAAUGCUGCUGUAUGAUUAUGUUUAUGUUGCCAAUGUUGCAUCACUCUGGCGUUUGGUUCUGUUUUAUUCAUGACUUGCAGGAGAGACUGCAAGUCCAGGUCGCUGCUUGAAGCCGGCGUAUGACCGCAUAAUAGUCCUUUGCUUCUUGGUGCCAUAUUAUCAGGGGCGUGCUCCGGAGUACAUAGCUACUCUUCAACUUUUAUUAUACUAGACUAUUGAUGAGAGUCAUAAUCAAUACAAAUAAAGAAAAUAAUUUUAAAGUG
This is a messenger RNA of Aspergillus vadensis CBS 113365, 2351 nucleotides long. RefSeq names its product putative nucleoside diphosphatase (Ynd1). The transcript has 2 exons. Gene Ontology annotation, cellular component: membrane. Gene Ontology annotation, molecular function: nucleoside diphosphate phosphatase activity. The record is from RefSeq and is a predicted model, not a curated record. NCBI's taxonomy places the organism in Eukaryota, Fungi, Ascomycota, Eurotiomycetes, Eurotiales, Aspergillaceae. Bases 252 to 2090 code for a protein of 612 amino acids. Gene Ontology annotation, biological process: nucleoside diphosphate catabolic process.